AGUCAAAUGAAUAAUAUAUAUAGUCAAAGACUUUGGUUUAUAAUGCUUGAACAAUUUUUCAUGAAGUACGUUUGGUCUGGUACUGGAAUGGUUAUGGUGUCGCUUCCAAUUUUGACAGGCAAUGAUAGUAAAACUUUGACAGGUCAUGAUUCUGGAAAUAAGGAAUCACACGUCAGUGAACGCACUCAAUAUUAACAACAGCCAGAAAUUUACUUAUUUCUGCGGCGGACGCUAUUGAGAGAUUAAUGUCCUCUUAUAAAGAGAUAGUGGCUCUUGCUGGUUACACUUCCCGGGUUGCUGGUAUGAUGGAUGUGUUUAGGGAAACCGCACAAGGAGUUUAUUGCAAAGCAACUGUGGCAAACAAUGAUGAUAAGAAUGCAUUUAUUGAGUUUCGUAAUGGGAAACCAAUUGCAAAGGGUCGAAUAGUUUAUACAAAUGAUCCAAAAAAUAUGUCAAUUACCCUAAGAGAAGUCCCAGUAGUGACACCUAACUGUGAUAUAGUUGUACCCAACCUGACAUUAUGUAUACAGCCUGGUGUGCAUUUGUUAAUAACUGGCCCAAAUGGAUGCGGAAAGUCAAGUUUAUUCCGAAUAUUAAGUGGACUUUGGCCAAUAUAUGCAGGCGAAUUACACAUGCCUCGGCCAGAGGAAGAUGUCCCCUGCAUGUUUUACAUUCCACAACGACCAUAUAUGUCAAUUGGAAGUUUAUGCGACCAAAUAAUAUAUCCUGAUACACGGGAUGAUAUGAAUCGUAAAAAAAUAACUGUUAAAGAGCUAAAUAAUAUUUUGAAAAUGGUUAGCCUUGAACACAUUGUCCAACGUGAUGGAUUUGACGUUGUCCGUGAUUGGAAGGAUAUAUUAUCAGGAGGGGAAAAACAACGAAUGGCUGUUGCUCGCCUUUUCUAUCAUAAGCCACGAUAUGCCCUUCUUGAUGAAUGCACAAGUGCAGUAUCAAUUGACGUUGAGAGUUCAAUAUAUGAAAUUGCCAAAGACAUGGGAAUUACUCUAUUAACAAUUACACAUAGGCCGACGUUAUGGAAAUAUCAUACUCAUAUUCUUGAAUUCGAUGGUUUAGGAAACUGGUGUUUCAGAAGAAUGGAUGAGAACGAGCAGCAAAACGAAAAGUUCCUUCAAUAAUUCACUGAAUAUGCUUCAUUUUACCUUAAGCAGGCAUAAAAAUUUUUAUAUUUUUAUUUGGUCUAUUAAUCAUAUAUUUUUGUGAUUUUCUGUCAACUGAAUAUUUGAAUUGAUAUUUUUGUAAUAAACGUACUUUUUCAUAAAAACUUUCAUAAAAGCUUCUCCCAUUCUCCACACUAUA
Molecule: messenger RNA, 1317 nt
Organism: Drosophila ananassae
Lineage: Eukaryota; Metazoa; Arthropoda; Insecta; Diptera; Drosophilidae
Product: ATP-binding cassette sub-family D member-like
Exons: 4
Coding region: 246-1136 (296 amino acids)
Biological process (GO): very long-chain fatty acid catabolic process; fatty acid beta-oxidation; long-chain fatty acid import into peroxisome
Cellular component (GO): peroxisomal membrane
Molecular function (GO): ATP hydrolysis activity; ATP binding; long-chain fatty acid transmembrane transporter activity
Source: RefSeq, a predicted model, not a curated record